AGGGCUUUCUAGUUACAUAAAUAGCCCAGACUCACACCUAUUCUACUCAUCUCUCUCUCUCUCUCAAAUCUGCGCUUUGGGCUCCAUUGUUGCAGGAAAUCAUGGGCAAAGGUCCUGGUCUUUACACUGAUAUUGGCAAGAAAGCUCGAGAUCUUCUCUACAAGGACUACCAGAGCGACCACAAGUUCACUAUUACGACCUACUCGCCUACUGGAGUUGUUAUUACUUCAUCUGGAACAAAGAAGGGCGACCUAUUUUUAGCUGAUGUCAAUACUCAGUUGAAGAACAAGAACGUCACAACCGAUAUCAAAGUGGACACAAACUCCAAUCUCUUAACUACUAUCACAGUUGACGAGGCUGCUCCUGGGUUGAAGACGAUCUUAAGCUUCAAAGUUCCCGAUCAAAGGUCUGGCAAGUUGGAAGUUCAAUACUUGCAUGACUAUGCGGGGAUAAGCACGAGCAUUGGGUUGACGGCAAACCCCAUCGUCAACUUCUCAGGUGUGUUGGGGAGCAAUGUUGUUGCACUGGGGACUGAUGUCUCCUUUGACACCAAAACGGGGGAAUUCACCAAGUGUAAUGCUGGAUUCAGCUUUUCCAAUGCAGACCUUAUUGCUUCAUUGACCCUGAAUGAGAAGGGUGAUGCUGUGAAUGCAUCCUAUUACCAUAUGGUGAACCCGUUGGCUAACACAUCUGUUGGGGCGGAGGUAACUCACAGCUUCUCAACCAGCAAGAACACAUUCACUGUUGGCACUCAGCAUUCGUUGGACCCAUUGACCACAGUGAAGGCACGGGUUAAUAGCUUUGGCAGGGCAAGUGCACUCAUCCAGCAUGAGUGGCGACCAAAGUCACUUUUCACCAUUUCUGGAGAAGUAGACACCAAGGCUGUUGACAAGAGUGCCAAGUUUGGGUUGGCCUUGGCCCUCAAACCCUAGGUCGGUUAUUCAGUUCUUUAGGUUGGUGGGAGCAAUAACGACGUGGGCAUGAGGAAGUAGCAUAGUUGCCUGUUUACACUUUAUUCUGUUCCUAUCAGUUGAUUCUCAUAUUUUUGGUGGUUUUUUGGAAUGCAGAAAUAAAUCUAGAUAUGGGUUUAUGAACUUGUGUCGAUACUUACAUUCUCUUAUUCAUCCCUUGUUAAAACUGGGAUGAGCACUUGAUAUUUGAAGAGCUUUAAGUCAUUGACUUGAGAUUUUGUUCCAAUCCUACGAUCUUCUACUUCUUUUU
This is a messenger RNA of Camellia sinensis, 1221 nucleotides long. RefSeq names its product mitochondrial outer membrane protein porin of 34 kDa. NCBI's taxonomy places the organism in Eukaryota, Viridiplantae, Streptophyta, Magnoliopsida, Ericales, Theaceae. Gene Ontology annotation, biological process: monoatomic anion transmembrane transport. Gene Ontology annotation, cellular component: mitochondrial outer membrane. The record is from RefSeq and is a predicted model, not a curated record. Gene Ontology annotation, molecular function: voltage-gated monoatomic anion channel activity.